UCGUAAUGUAUUGUAGAGAAUCUUCACAUUCAUUGUUUUCUCUCUCUUCUUUCUCUCUCUAAUACUAUUAUCUAUACCAUCACCACCGAAGUUGAAAAAAUUCGAUAGCAAAAUCAAAACCCUUUUUGGGUUCCUUUCAUUUUUUUCUUUCAAUUCUUAUUCUUCACCAAUAACAAAAAAAAAAACGCAGGUUACCCUUAUCGAAUCGAAUCCCAAAGUUCGUUUUUUUCGUACCAAUUUUCAUUCAUGGGUGAACUCGUUGAAAUUGGAGCUGAAAUUGGCUCAGAUUUAGAUGUCGACGAUAUUAGAUAUCACAAUAUUCCAGAGAAAGAUGUCAGUGAUGAAGAGAUUGAGGCAGAAGAUUUGGAGAGGCGGAUGUGGAAGGAUCGUAUCAAACUCAAAAGGCUCAAGGAAAAACAAAAGCUUGAAGCGCAGAAAGCCCUAGAGAAGCAAAAGCCGAGGCAGUCAUCUGAUCAAGCUCGCAGGAAGAAAAUGUCGAGGGCACAAGAUGGGAUUCUUAAGUACAUGCUGAAGCUCAUGGAAGUCUGCAAAGCUCGUGGAUUUGUGUAUGGAAUCAUUCCUGAGAAGGGAAAACCAGUUAGUGGUUCAUCUGAUAACAUUAGAGCUUGGUGGAAAGAAAAGGUGAAGUUUGAUAGGAAUGGUCCUGCAGCCAUAGCAAAGUAUGAAGCAGAGUGUCUUGCUAUGAGCGAGGCUGAAAAUAACCGAAAUGGGAACUCCCAGAGCACGCUCCAAGACCUGCAAGAUGCAACGCUCGGGUCGCUAUUAUCUUCUUUGAUGCAACACUGUGAUCCUCCUCAGAGGAAAUAUCCAUUGGAAAAGGGUGUUCCUCCGCCUUGGUGGCCAACCGGGAAUGAAGAUUGGUGGUCGCACUUGAAUCUACCUCAUGGUCAGAGUCCUCCUUAUAAGAAACCACAUGACUUGAAGAAGAUGUGGAAAGUGGGAGUGCUAACUGCUGUUAUAAAGCACAUGUCACCUGAUAUUGCAAAAAUAAGGAAGCAUGUCCGCCAAUCAAAAUGCUUGCAAGACAAGAUGACGGCAAAGGAAAGUUCAAUUUGGUUGGGGGUAUUGAGUCGAGAAGAAGCUCUCAUUAGGCAGCCUAGUAGUGAUAACGGUACGUCUGGAAUUACCGAUAUGCCAACUGGCGUUCUUCUUCUCGAGUAUAAGCAACCUGCUGCUAGUAGUGCUAGCAACUAUGAUGUUGAUGGUACCGACGAAGGUGUUGGUUCUGUUUCUUCUAAGGAAGACAGGAGCAAUCAGUUUAUGGAUACCGAACCAUCAGAUAACUCGCGAAGGAAUUCUGUCCAAGAUUCCGAUCGACCUAAGAAGAAACCAAGGCCAAAACGACCACGUUCGAGGCCAAGUGCAGCCGACACAUUACCAGCACAAUCUGACAAUGAAAUUUUGCAUGUUGAACCUAGAAGUAAACUGCCGAAUAUGAAUGAGAGAGACGAAACACAUGUAGCUGCACUCCAGAUUCAUGGGAAUGAACAGGUCAAUGGGACAGAAUCUGUUUUGAGGCCGCCGGAAAUAAGACACGAGGGGCCAAGUCAUUUAUCAGGACACGAGGUGCCAGUUCAUUUAUCAGGACACGAGGUGGCAGUUCAUGUACCAGCACCCGGGUUUGAUCAUUACUCUUAUAUGCAUGCAAAUAGCAUUAUUUCCUCGCAAAGUGCGUAUAUGAGUAGACGGCCACCGCUGCACUAUUCUCAGUUGCAAAACCCUGAUAUGCCUCAUGAAGCUGCUUAUAAUCUGUACAAUUCAGUCACAGGAUAUGGUCCUAGUCGGGAUGGGCAACAUCAACAACUGCAGCCUGGUCCCGCCGCAAACAGUGAACCAAUUAGGCAACCAGAGAAUGCUGCAAUAACUAUGCCUGCAGCAAAUGUGAAUGGUGAUGAAAUUAUCGGAGGAGGCAUGAAUUAUAUUGCUAAAGACACAUUCCCAAACGAGCUGGAUAGGUUUGGAUCACCGUUGAGUAACAUGUCAUUUGAUUUUGGAGUUCUUGACAAUCCACCAUCACCGCCAUUCCUUUUAGAUGAUUUCAUGGGUUUGGGUGACGAUGAAAUGAUGCAGUACUUUGGAGCAUAGAAGAUUAUUGAAAUUAGUGACUCAGCAGAAGCUGAACUACAGAAAUUCAAGGACUUGUUGUUCGAAUGCGUGAAGGUUCGCAGAUUGAUAUUAACAUUUAUGCAGUUUGAGGCAGAAAGGUAUAGUCUUGACAUUGAGAAGUCUUAAAUUUGCAGAACAUGAAGAACUGAUGUCUGAAUUUUGUUCAAUUAAUGACCCCAUUAUCAUGUCAAUAUGUUUGGGGUUUCAUGUAAAUGUAACUAUUGCUGUUGGGCUGGCUGAAUAUUUAGGUUAAUUUCUUUGGGAUAGGAUUGCUGCAAUGCUUCUAAAUUUAAUAAAAUUAUCAGUGUUUUGUGGUUUCCUAUGCUA
Molecule: messenger RNA, 2454 nt
Organism: Medicago truncatula (barrel medic)
Lineage: Eukaryota; Viridiplantae; Streptophyta; Magnoliopsida; Fabales; Fabaceae
Product: ETHYLENE INSENSITIVE 3-like 3 protein
Exons: 3
Coding region: 247-2106 (619 amino acids)
Cellular component (GO): nucleus
Molecular function (GO): DNA-binding transcription factor activity; DNA binding
Source: RefSeq, a predicted model, not a curated record